Geodia barretti is the source of this 356-nucleotide messenger RNA. The record is from the annotation of a GenBank genome assembly. Lineage: Eukaryota; Metazoa; Porifera; Demospongiae; Tetractinellida; Geodiidae.
GUCGACCGAUCCCAGCCCGCGAGCAGAUCGAGCCGAGCCCCGCAGAGGCGAUGGACGGCCGCUCUCCCAGCAACCUUGUGCAGGAGCAAGGAAGCAACCGAGCCCAGGCCGAUGUCGGCUGCUGCACAUGCAGAGCGGUGCAGGAGCAGCGCGGUCCUAACCGAGCCCAGAUCGUGGUGGGACUCUGCAACUGGGUGUUUCCAGAGCCUCGUAAUACAAUGCAAGAGCAAGGAGACCCAAACCCUGCUCAACUGGUCAAUUAAUGAUGAGGCCUCAAUGAUUUUGUACCUCAUGUGAACAUUUUUGUUGACCCCACGGCUAAAGAACAUUAAUUUUGUCAUAAAUAGUGUAAUGUU